Mesorhabditis spiculigera is the source of this 1629-nucleotide messenger RNA. NCBI's taxonomy places the organism in Eukaryota, Metazoa, Nematoda, Chromadorea, Rhabditida, Rhabditidae. The record is from the annotation of a GenBank genome assembly.
AUGGCGCUCUAUCCAAUUCUGAUUCUGUUAAUAGCUAGGUAUCUAUCCGCUGAAGACACUGUUGUCACUACAAAAUACGGCAAACUACGAGGCCAAAUUGUGAAGUCACAGAAUGGGUCGACGAUCUACCAGUUUCUCGGGGUUCCAUUUGCGAAGGCUCCGAUCGGGACGUUGAGAUUUGAGAAACCAGUAUUUCCGGAUGCUUGGAGCGAUACUCGAGAUGCAAUAAAAUUCGAGAAAACAUGUUUGGCCUGUAAAAAAAACUACAGUCCAAGUGGUGCAGAAGAUUGUUUGUACCUGAAUAUAUGGACUUCAUCCUAUGAGAAAAGCUCGAGCCCUGUGCUGGUCUAUAUUCAUGGCGGUUCAUACUACAUGGGCAGUGCCCAAUCAAUGAGACCAGAAGCUGGAGCAUUUUACGCCAGCCAAGGGAUUGUUGUUGUCAGCAUUGCAUACCGCCUCGGCCACUGGGGCUUCCUGACAUUAAAUGACACAACAAUAUCCCCGAAUCUCGGCCUUUGGGAUCAAAAUUUAGCGUUGCAAUGGGUAAAGGAAAAUAUUGGAGCCUUUGGAGGAAACAAUCAACGUGUAACGAUUUGGGGUGAUUCUGCUGGGGCAGCUUCUGUCAGCCAGCAUGCCUUAUCGAAGCACUCCACUGAGCUUUUCCAUCAAGCGAUCCAGCUGAGCGGCUCAGCUCAAGCUGCUUUUGCUCGAGGCACGAAUACUAUCGCUUCCAGCCGGGAACUCAUCCAAAAAGUUGGCUGCAAAACUGCUGAUGACAAGAAAAAAUGCCUUCAAGGCAAGAAAGUAGAUGAGUUUUUCAAUGUGGAUGGCCAAGAAUUAGAGCUCUGCAUAAUUCCUGCCCUUGCCUAUCCACAAUUUUCGCCAAUAUAUGAUGGUAUUUUCUUCGAGGAGGGAGCGAUCAGCCCAACAGAUCUCAAACCCACGAUUAUCGGGUUUGCCGAAAAAGAAGGACGAGCAUUUACUCUAAAUAACCCCUGGGCCCCGUGGGCACUUAAAGUGAAUGCCACAGCGCCAGAAUAUCAAAAGAGGGAAUUUAUGAAAUAUAUAAAGCAAUGGAUUACUGUUACGGGUUAUAACGCCGACGAAAAAGAGGCCGCGGAGAAGGAUAUCUUCAACUUUUACGCCAAAACCAAGAAUGCUACUGGGAAUCAGUUCUUUAUUGAACAGUAUGUUCGUACCUUUUCCGAUUUCAUGUUCAACAUUCCGGGCAUUCGCGAGGCGUUCACAAAACAGCAAGCAGGAGCCAACCUCUACGUAUUUUUGCUCGAGCACUUCAGACCCAAUUGGCCUAAAGAUUAUCCAGCACAGGGCUCCACCCAUUCCGAUCAAUACCCCUACACGAUACUCUGUAAUGAUAUCAAAUACACGGAAGAUGACCUCACGGUCAAGUGGCUGCUCCAAGAAGCUUUUGUGCAAUUUGUGAAAACAGGCAACCCGUCUACGGAUAUGAUGGAAUGGCUCGAAUUUGAUACCUACUUUUCAUACUUAAGCCUCAAACCCGAACCGGAAAUGGAGGCCGGUCUCUUCCUCGAAAGCUUCCGGUUUUGGUCCAAGAAAAUGGCGAAGUAUUCCUUCGACUUUAUCAGCCAGGAACCAUGGUUCAGUCCA